Euleptes europaea (tarantolino) is the source of this 1464-nucleotide messenger RNA. It is a transcript of the gene EXO5, whose product is annotated as exonuclease 5. Gene Ontology annotation, cellular component: nucleus. Gene Ontology annotation, molecular function: single-stranded DNA 5'-3' DNA exonuclease activity. NCBI's taxonomy places the organism in Eukaryota, Metazoa, Chordata, Lepidosauria, Squamata, Sphaerodactylidae. The record is from RefSeq and is a predicted model, not a curated record. Gene Ontology annotation, biological process: interstrand cross-link repair.
AUGGUUAGGGAUCGGGGCUAUUCUGAAGCUGUGAGGUUGGCCCAGGAAAGUGCUGUGGUGCCUGGCCCUAUCAGCAGCCGGGGCCAGGCGCAGGCGCUCCAGCUGGUUGCCGAGGCGGCCGGAGCCGCGCGCCUGAACCGCCUGGCGGGGGCGGCUGGACGGGGAACCCUGCCGCCGGCCGAGCUGCUCGUGCCGCCCCUGCCCAGGCCGGGCCAGGCAGGGGCGGCACGAGCAGCUCGGCCGGCGGCAGGGUUCAGCAGCAGCCUGUCCGCGCUGGACUCUGAACGGGAAGAGGCCGGCGCGGUGUCCGCGUUUUCGGAUCGGAGCGACUCCGACUUGUUGCGCGUCCAGGAGCCGGAGCCGGCGUCCCGCUCUCUGUGCCUGCCUCGCCUCUCUCGGCGCCUUCGUUCCGCGGCCGGGGCGCAGCUCCCCUCGCCGCGGGCGGGGAGGGAUUUGGAAAAGCCAGGGUGUUCUGGAGCUGACCAUCCUGAGCCUGGGGGGAAAGGGAAGAGCAACAGCAGCAGCACAUUGGAAAGAGGAGCCAAAAGGAAGAGAGCUCCGACCCCCCUGGAGUGUUUCCACUUGUGCUACCUGUGAGUCACAGAUCUGUCUGCUCAGGUGUUGUGUGAGCAGCAGAUGGUUUUCCGGAGAGAGCGGCCGGAUCUGCUGCGUCCUGAGCGGGCUUUGAUUCUGAGCAUGGGCAGGAGUAUCCACCUGGCCAGAGAACAGGAAGACCACAACCUGGUGACACUCCGCACCACAAGCCGGGAAGAUUCAUGGGCAAUAAUGCUAAAUCUUCUGGUCAUGGUUCACAGUUUGCAAGGAGGGUUCCUGGUACGGGAAUUCCCCGUGUUUGGAGUGCUUGAAGAUUUUGUGGUUGGAAUCAUUGAUCAGCUGUGUUAUACUGCCAAAGGAGAGCUGGAGCUGCAUGAGCUGAAAACACAGAGUGGCCCCUCCAUGCUUUCGGUCGCACAGAAGAAACAGGACUACUUUCAGGUCUUGUUGUACAAGUAUAUCUUUGAUGGCAUGGUACAAGGACACCUGUCCCCAGACAAUUUUGUCCAUCACCUCCACCUGAGGCCGGAGCAGCCGCUUGGCCCAGAAGUUCAGACGCAUGCCCAAACAGCUGGAUUCGCAGUAACCCAUUUUUGAGAUCUCCUGGAGCUGACGUUUCUCAGCUUGUCAUUCUUGGGCAUCCCUGUUAUUGACCGUUUGCAAAUUGAGCAUAUUCAUCAGAAGACCAGCGCCCCGCUUGGCACUGAAGUCCUGGUCUAUGAGGAAGGCCUUGUCAGGAGCCAGGUCCACGACCUCUUAGCGUACUGGAAAGGCGAAAGAGGCCCUGUGGGGGUGGACAUUGAGGAUGCUUGGAAAUGUCGCUAUUGUGACCACUCCAGCAUUUGCAACUGUCGGACGAGGAGGGCAGAAAACCCUCUGCUGAGAGGUGGCCAGAAGAAGGUCAAGUGA